AACAGUUACCAACCGAAAUCAAGGCUUGCUGGUUUGUUGUUUUAAAGCCAAGUUUCAGCGAUGCAUAUCUAAAACUCUUAGACAUUAUAGGGGAAGCCAGUGCAGGGAAUCUUGCAGCUCUUGACUAAAUUUACACUAAAUAUAGACUACCAAUUAUGUGCUGGGUUUAUGGGCCUCAGGGGAGCACUCGUGAGCAGCAGGGAGAUCAAGAACACACUACAGAAUUGGUAGAAAGUUUUGCUGUUGUUGUUCCUGAAUAGUUGUCGUUUCCGGAUAACUGAGCAGUCCAGGAUCACGUCUUCGCACAAUGACUCAUUCCUCUCAGGAUGCUGGAUCUCAUGACGUCCAUGAAGAAGGAAAACUCUAUGUCGUGGAUUCCAUAAACGACUUAAACAAACUCAAUCUCUGUCCGACGGAAUCACAGCAUCUAUUCUCUUUAGAGGAGAAAAUCCCAAACACUGGCACAACUCCCAGAAAUGGAAGGCAGGGUAUGUUUUUUGUGGGGCUGCUCCUGGUGUUGAUGGUCAGCCUGGCUCUGGUCUUCUUCUCCAUCUUCCUAAUAAUUCAAACAGGAAAUAAGAUGGAGGACGUGUCAAGAAGACUGACAGUUGAGGGAAAGGACAUAGAUGAUCUUAAGAAAAUCAACAACAUGAUCGUAAAGCGGCUCAACCAACUGGACUCUGAACAGAACUGAAAGGAUUUUCCCCCAAGAGUGGUCAUGGAUACCAGAGCUCACUUGCUGGAAGUACACCAGGACUGGGAAAAUGCAGUUCUUCAGGCAGUGGAUACGAUCUAUUAUACCUCCUUGUUCAAGGAUGGAAAUAACGCUCAGGGAACGAGUUUAAAGAUGGCAGCUGAAAUGGGGGAACUUGAUUCAGCCUUAUUGACUGCUAGCUGGCUGCUUCAGUUUUCAGUGGCGUUAGAGUGGUGGGCGGCUAGCGUGAGAAGAGAACUUAGCUCUUUACAUGCAACUACUUUUUGAAAAUAAACUUGGUUUAGAAGAUUUCGAAUAUUCUAGUGAGGUCUAUGAUGCCUCACGUACCUGUACAGAUUCCUGCACACGCCUAAAGAAUGCACUGAACUGUCUGUGCUGAGGUGAACCAGGUGCUACUCUUUUCAGUAGCGUACAUGCUUCUUUUCGGGUGACACUUUGAUGACAGCUUCCGAGCCCUGUUAGGUGAUCGCUGGAGAAAACAUGGCUAGCAUGAAGUAUGGGUAGUGAUACUGAGGAAUAAGAGAUAUAUACUACUACUAGUUCCUUCCUUGACUUUAGAGACCCUACUAUACUCAUAUGGAAAGAAGGAAGUAUGUCUAUUUAUAUCGUCUACAAGCUCGGCUAGCUUCAUCAUGAAAAA
Rattus norvegicus (Norway rat) is the source of this 1355-nucleotide messenger RNA. RefSeq names its product leucine-rich single-pass membrane protein 1 (gene Lsmem1). The transcript is spliced from 4 exons. Bases 308 to 694 code for a protein of 128 amino acids. The record is from RefSeq and is marked validated. Lineage: Eukaryota; Metazoa; Chordata; Mammalia; Rodentia; Muridae.